Schistocerca cancellata (South American locust) is the source of this 582-nucleotide messenger RNA. RefSeq lists its product as uncharacterized. The record is from RefSeq and is a predicted model, not a curated record. NCBI's taxonomy places the organism in Eukaryota, Metazoa, Arthropoda, Insecta, Orthoptera, Acrididae. The coding region runs from base 1 to 582 and encodes 193 amino acids. The transcript has a single exon.
AUGGGGAAAACGAAAAUAAGGGGAAAACGCAAAUAUGGGGAAAACGCAAAUAUGGGGAAAACGCAAAUAUGGGGAAAACGCAAAUAUGGCGAAAACGCAAAUAUGGCAAAAACGCAAAUAUGGCAAAAACGCAAAUACAGCAAAAACGCAAAAAUGGCAAAAACGCAAAUAUGGCGAAUACGAAAAUAUGGGGAAGAUGCAAAUAUGGGGAAAACGCAAAUUUGGGGAAAACGCAAAUAUGGGGAAAACGCAGAUAUGGGGAAAACGCAGAUAUGGGGAAAAUGCAGAUAUGGGGAAAAUGCAGAUAUGGGGAAAACGCAAAUAUGGGGAAAACGCAAAUAUGGGGAAAACGCAAAUAUGGCAAAAACGCAAAUAUGGGGAAAACGCAAAUAUGGGGAAAACGCAAAUAUGGGGAAAACGCAAAUAUGGCGAAAACGCAAAUAUGGAAAAAACGCAAAUAUGUCAAAAAUGCAAAUAUGGCAAAAACGAAAAUAUGGCAAAAACGAAAAUGUGGCAAAAAUGAAAUUGUGGCAUAAACGAAAAUAUGGCAAAACCGAAAAUGUGGCAAAAACGAAAAUCUAG